AGCCACACUACAAAUAUUUUAUAUGGCUUUAUCACACCUGCCUGUUUUGGUCACACUGGCAGCAGUGCAGAGUUUUUGCUUGCAACGAUCUGUUGUGUUCGGCUUGCGUUCGGUUAUUUUGUUAUAAAGAAAACGGGCUGUGGUAUUGGAUGCCAGGACCAGGAACAGUAAAUGAAGGACGACGAAUAUGGUCAUAGUAACACGUGGUGACUACAUCUGGAUAGAACCCGCAUCUGGGCGAGAAUUCGAUGUGGCCAUUGGAGCACGUGUCAUAUCCGCAGAGGGCCGUCGCAUACAAGUGCGAGACGAUGAUGGCGACGAAGUUUGGCUUGCGCCAGAGCGUCGAAUCAAAGCAAUGCACGCCUCAUCUGUACAGGGUGUCGAGGAUAUGAUAUCCUUGGGCGAUCUGCAUGAAGCUGGAAUACUGCGAAAUCUGCUUAUACGCUACAAAGAGAAUCUAAUAUACACUUACACUGGCUCCAUUUUGGUCGCUGUCAAUCCGUAUCAGAUACUACCCAUCUACACGGGGGAUCAGAUUAAGCUGUAUAAGGAACGCAAAAUUGGCGAAUUGCCGCCUCACAUUUUCGCAAUUGGAGACAAUGCCUAUGCACAUAUGAAACGCUAUCGCCAGGACCAGUGUAUAGUAAUCUCUGGUGAAUCCGGUGCUGGCAAAACAGAGAGCACAAAACUGAUAUUACAAUACCUGGCUGCAAUAAGCGGAAAGCACUCGUGGAUUGAACAGCAGAUACUAGAGGCAAAUCCUAUACUUGAAGCUUUUGGAAAUGCUAAAACAAUACGCAACGAUAAUUCUUCAAGGUUCGGAAAAUAUAUUGACAUCCAUUUUAGCGCAAACGGAGUUAUUGAGGGGGCUAAGAUCGAACAAUAUUUGUUGGAAAAAUCGCGCAUUGUAUCGCAGAAUCACAGCGAACGUAAUUAUCAUGUGUUCUACUGUAUAUUGGCGGGUCUGUCCAGUGAUGAGAAGAGCCGUUUGGAUCUGGGCGUGGCGUCCGACUAUAAAUAUUUAACUGGGGGUAACAGCAUUACCUGUGAGGGACGUGAUGAUACUGCUGAGUUCUCAGAUAUAAGAUCUGCAAUGAAAGUACUACUUUUUUCGGAUCAGGAGAUCUGGGAGAUAAUUAAACUGCUGGCCGCGUUACUGCAUUGUGGAAACAUCAAAUAUAAGGCAACAGUUGUCGAUAAUCUAGAUGCAACAGAAAUACCUGAACACAUAAAUGUUGAACGUGUUGCCGGACUACUUGGACUUCCAAUACAACCGUUGAUCGAUGCUUUAACUCGACGCACUUUGUUCGCUCAUGGCGAAACUGUCAUCUCGACUCUGUCCCGUGAUCAGUCGGUUGAUGUGCGCGAUGCCUUUGUAAAAGGCAUCUAUGGGCGCCUAUUUGUGCAUAUUGUGCGCAAGAUCAAUACGGCCAUAUUUAAACCGAGAGCCACAUCGCGCAAUGCUAUCGGUGUGUUGGACAUAUUUGGAUUCGAAAACUUCGAUCAAAACAGUUUCGAACAGUUUUGCAUCAAUUAUGCGAACGAAAAUUUACAGCAGUUCUUUGUGCAGCAUAUUUUCAAGUUAGAACAAGAGGAAUAUAAUCAUGAAGCUAUUAACUGGCAACAUAUUGAGUUCGUGGACAAUCAGGACGCAUUAGAUUUAAUUGCUAUAAAACAGUUAAACAUUAUGGCUCUGAUCGAUGAGGAGGCUAGGUUCCCCAAAGGCACUGAUCAAACGAUGCUCGCAAAGUUACACAAGACGCAUGGAGCCCAUAAGAACUAUCUGAAACCGAAGUCGGAUAUCAAUACAAGCUUUGGUCUCAAUCAUUUUGCUGGUGUUGUGUUUUAUGACACACGCGGUUUUCUGGACAAGAAUCGAGACACUUUCAGCCCUGAUCUCUUGCACUUAGUUAGCCAGAGCGGAAACAAGUUCUUACGUCAAAUCUUUGCGCAGGAUAUUGAAAUGGGUGCGGAAACUCGAAAACGCACGCCAACACUUUCCACACAAUUCCGGAAGAGUCUUGACGCGCUCAUGAAGACACUUAGCAGUUGCCAGCCGUUCUUUAUUCGCUGUAUUAAGCCCAACGAGCUGAAGAAACCCAUGAUGUUUGAUCGAGGUCUCUGCUGCCGUCAACUUCGAUACUCCGGCAUGAUGGAGACGAUUCGAAUACGUAGAGCUGGUUAUCCUAUAAGGCAUGGAUUCAGGGAAUUUGUGGAACGCUAUCGUUUUCUUAUACCGGGCGUGCCGCCAGCACACCGAACAGACUGUCAGGCAGCUACGUCGCGCAUUUGCUCCAUGGUUCUGGGCAAGUCCGACUAUCAACUGGGCCACACAAAGGUCUUUUUAAAAGACGCACACGAUCUGUUCCUCGAGCAAGAGCGUGACCGUGUCCUAACCCGAAAAAUUCUCAUAUUGCAACGCAGUAUUCGGGGAUGGGUCUACAGGCGACGCUACCUGCGAUUACGAGCUGCCGCUAUUAGUGUGCAACGCCUCUGGAAGGGUUACGCUCAGCGCAAACGUUACAGGAACAUGCGAGUGGGAUACAUGCGACUGCAGGCCUUGAUUCGUUCACGUGUUCUGUCUCAUCGCUUCAGGCAUUUGCGUGGACAUAUUGUGGGCCUACAAGCACACGCUAGGGGCUACUUGGUGCGUCGCGAGUAUGGUCACAAAAUGUGGGCUGUGAUUAAAAUUCAGUCGCAUGUGCGUCGUAUGAUUGCUGUUCGAAGAUAUCGAAAGAUGCGCUUUGAGCAUAAACAGUUCGCUGAAGUGCUGCAGCUGCGCAAGUUGGAGGAACAGGAGUUGCUGCAUCGCGGUAAUAAACAUGCCCGUGAAAUUGCUGAGCAGCAUUAUCGGGAUCGAUUGCACGAACUGGAAAGACGGGAGCUGCAAGAGCAGUUGGAGGAUCGUCGACGUGUUGAAGUUAAAAUGAAUAUUAUCAAUGAUGCUGCCCGAAAACAGGAGGAGCCCGUUGACGAUAGCAAACUGGUGGAGGCCAUGUUUGACUUUUUGCCCGACUCAAGUAGCGAUGCUCCAACACCACAUGGAGGUCGCGAGACUUCGGUCUUCAAUGAUUUGCCUCAUGCGCAGACGGUUAAUCAGGAGGAUAUAAUUGCACCAAUUCAUAUUUCGGAGGAUGAGGAGGACUUGUCUGAGUAUAAGUUCCAGAAAUUUGCGGCUACGUAUUUUCAGGGCAAUGUGAAUCAUCAAUACGCAAAGAAAGCGCUGAAGCAUCCUCUCCUGCCACUCCAUACUCAAGGUGAUCAACUUGCGGCUCAAGCUCUUUGGGUUACCAUACUUCGUUUCACGGGCGAUAUGCAAGAGCCCAAAUAUCAUACCAUGGAUCGCAUGGAUACCACAUCGGUUAUGUCCAAAGUAACAGCAACUCUAGGUCGCAAUUUUAUCAGAAGCAAGGAAUUCCAAGAGGCACAACUAAUGGGCCUGGAUCCUGAGGCCUUUCUUAAACAGAAACCUCGCUCAAUACGGCACAAGCUCGUCUCCUUGACGCUCAAGAGAAAAAACAAAUUGGGAGAAGAUGUACGCCGUCGCCUGCAGGAUGACGAGUACACUGCAGAUAGCUAUCAGUCUUGGCUUCAAUCACGUCCCACAUCAAACCUAGAGAAGCUGCAUUUCAUCAUUGGCCAUGGUAUAUUGCGUGCCGAGCUUCGUGAUGAAAUUUAUUGCCAAAUUUGCAAGCAGCUAACCAACAACCCACUCAAAUCAUCCCAUGCCCGUGGCUGGAUAUUGUUGUCGCUUUGCGUGGGAUGUUUUGCGCCAUCAGAGAAAUUUGUUAAUUAUUUAAGGGCGUUCAUAAGAGAGGGUCCGCCCGGGUAUGCUCCAUACUGCGAAGAGCGUCUGAAACGCACAUUCAACAAUGGCACUCGCAAUCAGCCGCCUUCGUGGUUGGAACUUCAGGCUACCAAGUCAAAGAAACCUAUCAUGCUGCCCAUAACUUUUAUGGAUGGCAACACAAAGACACUUCUGGCAGAUUCGGCUACAACGGCUCGUGAGCUGUGCAAUCAAUUGUCUGACAAAAUAACGUUAAAGGAUCAAUUCGGAUUCUCCUUAUAUAUUGCACUAUUUGACAAGGUUAGCUCAUUAGGCAGCGGAGGCGAUCAUGUAAUGGACGCUAUAUCACAGUGCGAACAGUAUGCCAAGGAGCAGGGUGCCCAGGAGCGUAACGCGCCGUGGCGUCUCUUUUUCCGCAAGGAGAUAUUUGCGCCAUGGCAUGAACCAACUCAUGAUCAGGUGGCUACGAAUCUAAUUUACCAACAGGUCGUCCGAGGCGUUAAAUUCGGUGAGUACCGUUGCGAUAAAGAGGAGGACUUGGCCAUGAUAGCUGCUCAACAAUAUUUCAUCGAAUACGGUACUGAUAUGUCUAUGGAGCGUUUGUUCACGUUGCUGCCAAACUUUAUACCUGAUUUUUGUCUAAGCGGUGUCGAUAAGGCAAUUGAACGCUGGGCUGCCUUAGUGUUGCAGGCAUAUAAAAAGUCUUACUAUGUCAAGGACAAGAUUGCACCACUGAAGAUCAAAGAAGACAUCGUUAGCUAUGCCAAAUACAAAUGGCCGCUACUCUUUUCACGUUUUUACGAGGCGUAUCGAAACUCUGGACCAAAUUUGCCAAAAAAUGAUGUCAUCAUAGCGGUCAACUGGACUGGUGUUUAUGUCGUGGAUGAUCAGGAGCAAGUGCUAUUAGAGCUCAGCUUUCCAGAAAUCACGGCCGUCUCCAGCCAGAAGACAAAUAAGGUAUUUACGCAAACCUUCAGUCUGUCCACGGUUCGUGGCGAAGAGUUCACAUUCCAAUCUCCCAAUGCCGAGGAUAUACGCGAUCUAGUCGUGUAUUUUUUGGAUGGUCUAAAAAAGCGCUCAAAAUAUGUAAUUGCUUUACAAGAUUAUCGUGCUCCCUCCGACGGAACUAGUUUUCUGUCAUUUUUCAAGGGCGAUUUAAUUAUCCUAGAAGAUGAGUCGUGUGGUGAGUCGGUUCUAAAUAAUGGAUGGUGCAUAGGUCGAUGUGAUCGGACGCAAGAACGCGGAGAUUUCCCUGCUGAGACGGUAUAUGUGUUACCCACUUUAAGCAAGCCUCCCCAGGAUAUUUUAGCACUGUUUAACAUUGAAGAGGCGCAUCAUGGUCGGCGUCUAAGUAUGGUCUCCAAUGGUGGAGUGGUCGAACCUCGCGACCGACCGCAUACACUGAUGGAAUAUGCAUUAGAUCAUUUCCGUUUGCCUCCAAAGCGCACUAUGUCCAAGACAUUGACGCUGAGCUCAAAGCGCAGCGAAGAACUUUGGCGGUAUGCCCGGGAUCCCAUCAAAGCGCCAUUAUUACGUAAGCUGCAGAGCAAGGAGGAACUAGUAGAGGAGGCAUGUUUUGCGUUUGCUGCUAUACUUAAAUAUAUGGGUGAUCUCCCAUCAAAACGGCCACGUAUGGGCAACGAGAUUACCGAUCACAUCUUCGAUGGUCCUCUAAAGCAUGAGAUAUUGCGCGAUGAGAUAUAUUGCCAGUUAAUGAAACAGCUUACGGACAAUCGGAAUCGUAUGUCUGAAGAACGAGGUUGGGAGCUGAUGUGGCUAGCAACCGGUUUGUUUGCCUGCUCGCAGGGUCUGCUCAAGGAGUUGUUACUAUUUCUGCGUUCACGACGACAUCCCAUCUCGCAGGAUUCAAUGCAUCGCCUUCAGAAGACCAUACGUCAUGGUCAGCGUAAAUAUCCUCCUCAUCAGGUGGAGGUCGAGGCCAUACAGCACAAAACAACACAAAUCUUCCACAAGGUCUACUUUCCUGAUGACACGGAUGAGGCAUUCGAAGUGGACUCCUCAACACGCGCCAAGGACUUUUGCAACAACAUCUCACAGCGGCUCUCAUUGCGCACUAGCGAGGGUUUCUCACUGUUUGUCAAAAUCGCGGACAAGGUCAUCUCUGUUCCGGAGGGCGAUUUCUUCUUUGAUUUUGUACGCCAUCUGACCGAUUGGAUAAAAAAAGCACGACCGAUACGUGAUGGAGCCAAUCCACAGUUUACAUACCAGGUCUUCUUUAUGAAAAAACUGUGGACGAACACUGUGCCAGGCAAGGAUCGUAAUGCCGAUCUUAUCUUCCAUUACCACCAGGAGCUGCCCAAACUCUUGCGUGGCUACCAUAAAUGCUCUCGAGAGGAAGCUGCCAAGUUAGCUGCCCUUGUGUUCCGUGUACGAUUCGGGGAAAACAAACAAGAGCUGCAGGCCAUACCACAAAUGCUGAGGGAAUUAAUACCUUCCGAUAUUAUGAAAAUGCAAAGUACGAGCGAAUGGAAGCGAUCCAUUGUUGCAUCUUACAAUCAAGAUGGCGGCAUGAGUUCUGAAGAUGCCAAGGUUGCCUUCCUAAAAAUUGUCUAUAGAUGGCCAACGUUUGGCUCUGCUUUCUUCGAGGUAAAGCAGACAACCGAGCCAAACUAUCCUGAAAUGUUGCUGAUUGCCAUCAAUAAACACGGUGUAAGCCUUAUACAUCCAGUAACAAAGGAUAUACUCGUUACACAUCCGUUCACACGCAUCUCAAACUGGUCGUCAGGCAAUACAUACUUCCAUAUGACUAUUGGUAAUUUGGUACGGGGUUCUAAGUUGCUUUGCGAGACUUCGCUGGGUUAUAAAAUGGACGAUCUCCUGACUUCAUAUAUAUCAUUGAUGCUGACCAACAUGAACAAAAACCGAACAAUACGAGCCAAUUAGGAAACUGAUUACUUUAACCUAACCAUUACCAUAUUUAUAAUAAUUACAAAUUAUAAAUGCAAUAAUUUACACGAGUAGAACUUAUAAGAUCUAAGCUACCAUGAAUCCUCCCCUAAACUUAUUUCGCCUCUUUUAGUUAGCUAUAUAUAAAAUACGUUUAUUCUGUUUGGUACUUAUAUUAUCAA
Drosophila sulfurigaster albostrigata is the source of this 6876-nucleotide messenger RNA. RefSeq names its product myosin-VIIa (gene ck). The record is from RefSeq and is a predicted model, not a curated record. Gene Ontology annotation, cellular component: cytoskeleton; myosin complex. The transcript is spliced from 11 exons. The coding region runs from base 188 to 6691 and encodes 2167 amino acids. Gene Ontology annotation, molecular function: cytoskeletal motor activity; protein binding; ATP binding. NCBI's taxonomy places the organism in Eukaryota, Metazoa, Arthropoda, Insecta, Diptera, Drosophilidae.